CAAGUUACGAGGGUUGGCCAUGCUAGGAUGGGUCACUGCUUUGAUGUCCACUGGCCUCGUUAUCACUAUAAUGCUUAUUGGAUGCCACAAUUUACCAACGGCAGGCGUGACUGUUGGUUACCAGGGAACUGAAUUAGAAAGCGUCAGUUUAGACGCACCGUGUAAUUCAGACUGUUUCUGUGAUCCUGAAGCCGCCUUCAUUCCACACUGUGGAUCGGAUGGUAUCACCUAUUUCUCUCCUUGCCAUGCUGGAUGUACGGGUGCAACCGAAAACGAGACCUACACAGGGUGUUCUUGUCUGGAGUUACCAUUGUCAUCAGAGUCAUCGACCACGCCCCCAUCGCUAACGCCUGGCCACUGUGAGUCCGAUUGCUCAAGUUUCGUCAUCUUUGUCUUCGUGGCAGCCGUCUGGGUGUUCAUUACGGGACUCAUCGGCUCUCCUAGAAACAUCAUCAUAAUAAGUUCCGUCGAUCCAGAAGACAAAACUUUUGCUCUUGGUCUGAGCCGUGUCCUCGCCCUGACCUUAGGGUCACUACCAUUCCCGGUGCUGUUCGGAACCUGCAUCGAUUCCUCGUGUCUGGUAUGGCACACCCUUUGCGGGGAGCGAGGAUUCUGUGAAGUGUACGAUAUCGAAAGAUUCCGUCUGAUUCUGUUCGGGUUGUCCAGUGCGAUUAUUGUACUGCAGGCAAUAGUGUUCUUCAUGUUGUGGCUGGUAGCCCGACGAAGGCAACCUGGACCUAGAUACGCUGAGGUGACCUACUGAAACAGGGAACCAGGGGAAACUCAAGACACUUGACCAUAGAUCUUUCACAUGCUAUAUGUAUUAUGUUAACUGCACGCCGAGUUAGCCAUACCAUAAAGUUAUCAAGACCAGGGCCAACUUUCAUAAAGCUGGUUAGCUGGAAAUACUGCUUAGCAAGUUUCUUUGCUGAGCAAAACAAUAGGAGACUUUUGAGACGCUUGGUGGCAGCAGACUUACCAGGUAAAAUCCAUUGUUCUCGGUAAUGUGCGCAGGCUCAGAUCUACGUAAACAAUUGGAAAUUUACCUGGUAAGUCUGCUGCCACCUAGCGUUUCAAAGUCUCCCAUUAGUUGGGAGCCAGUUACGUUUUAUGGAUGUUAUGGCUGGUAACACGUUUCUGUUAAACAAGAUUUUAUUGGCUUAUCAAGUUGUUAUUGUUACAAGCUUAAAAAUUGGCCUCGACAGGCACUUUAUUUUGCUGCCAUAGUGCGCGCAAACAUGUAUUUGCGAAGUAGUAUACAGAGUCUAUAUUGGGGUUGAUGGUGGCGAAGUGACGCAUCGCAUUUCUCUAUAUGGCGUUUGCUAACCGAAAUUUUCUAAAUAUACGCUGCGUGAAUAUGAUUAGAAUACAUCAUAGGAAAGGGUAAUUGGAAUAAUAUGGCAAAAAUGGUGAACAGACAAAAACAUCAAAUAAAAUGCGAACAACAAACAAUCAUUCCAAGUAAACCAUCCGCUCCUUUAACGCUCAUUCUGGGCGCGAAGGCAAAGUCACACAGGCUGUUUUUUUAUAUGAUUGAGUAAUUGAAACGAAAAACACUUCGGCAACACAAUAUUAAAGAGACACUACCUGAAACUUACUAUGGCAAUGUAAAGAAACUGAAACGUGAAUGAAUUUUCUUUGAGAUUGUCUGGAGCUGGUUGCCUUUAAAUUGCCUUCUGUGACAUGACUUUAAGAAACCAUUAAGACGGUCAAGAUGUCACAACGGGUAGACGAUCCUAUAGGAAAGAACUAAAGACUUCAAUCAUUAAGGCUCUACCUGUGGAGUUGACCUUCGUAGCAUUUGUGCAAAGUAAAGUGAAUGUCCGCCACAGCAAAGCACGACCUAAAGUUUUGUAUACAACAAUCGGCCUUUUUAGAGUCGGUUUUGAAAGGGAUUUUUUUUGUAUUUGUUAACCGAAAAAUAGGGUACUUUUAAACAAGUUUCUGUAUAUGGCCGUCAUAUUUAAAUGGUGGUCGAUGUACGUUGUAUAUAAAAGUUAGACAAUAGAAUUAGCCGUUGAAAAAAUGCUUUCCGACAAAAUGGACAUAUAGAAACAUAAUUACUGUAUAACCAAAUAAAUAAAACAUAAAAAGGGUUUUCAAUGGCCUGACGUUUCGACCAUAUAUAGCAAAGUACUUCUUUAUAAAACGCUCUUUAACUGACGGUACGACUUUUUAAAGGCACCGGACACCAUUGGUAAUUACUCAAAAUAAGUAUUGCAUAUUAAUCAAACUUGUAUCGAGCAAUGGAGAUCGCUGUUGAGAGCAAACUAUGUGAGAAACACUCCACUAGUCUGAAGUAUAACGUAGGUUUGUAGAAAGGGUUAGUUUUCUAUACUCAAAUUUAAAAGGAUUCAGGCCUGAAGUAUCUGAAUAACGUUAACCAUCUGAAAGCCAACAAACUUGUGCAACAAGUGUGUUUUUCUUGGCACUUUUCUCUUGCAACUUCGAUGGCCAACAUUGAGUCCAAAU
This is a messenger RNA of Asterias rubens (European starfish), 2472 nucleotides long. RefSeq names its product solute carrier organic anion transporter family member 3A1-like. The transcript is spliced from 5 exons. Gene Ontology annotation, biological process: sodium-independent organic anion transport; transmembrane transport. Lineage: Eukaryota; Metazoa; Echinodermata; Asteroidea; Forcipulatida; Asteriidae. Gene Ontology annotation, cellular component: membrane. Bases 20 to 763 code for a protein of 247 amino acids. The record is from RefSeq and is a predicted model, not a curated record. Gene Ontology annotation, molecular function: protein binding.